CUAUUUUUUCACACACAUCCAAAUUAGCACAACCCUCAUUCAAAGCAUAUAAAUCUCUUCCAUUCAUUUCAAACUCUCUUCACCUCAAACCCAAACCCAAUUUCUCUUCUAUGCACCAUGAAGAUUUUCAACCCUUCUAAAUCCUUUCUUCAAAACGUCGUCGCUCCAUUCGACACCAUCUUCAUCAAAAACAUGAAGCUCAACACCCUUGGUGCUUCCCACGUUAAACAAUUCCAUUUCCUCAGCAACAACUGAGAUUCAGAUCACACUUUUAUUUAUUUCCCAAACUACCCCUCCCAUCCCAACCCCAAACCAAAUCCAAAAACCUCACUUCACCCCAAUUUUCUAUCAAAAUCAUAAUGGAUCGAAUUAAUAUGAACAAGAAAAGAACGAUUCUGUUCAACAAAUACGAGAUAGGUAAAACCCUAGGUCAAGGAAAUUUCGCGAAAGUGUACCAUGGAAGAAACGUUAGCACGAACGAGAACGUGGCUAUAAAAGUGAUUAAGAAGGAGAAGCUGAAGAAAGAGAGACUCAUGAAACAAAUCAAACGCGAAGUUUCUGUUAUGAGUCUCGUUCGUCAUCCUCACAUCGUUGAAUUGAAAGAGGUUAUGGCGAACAAAGCCAAAGUGUUCAUGGUAGUUGAAUACGUCAAAGGCGGCGAGCUUUUCGCGAAGGUUGCGAAAGGGAAGAUGAAAGAAGAGAUUGCCAGGAAGUAUUUUCAGCAAUUGAUUAGUGCUGUUGAUUUCUGUCAUAGUCGCGGUGUUACGCAUCGUGAUUUGAAGCCGGAGAAUCUGCUGUUGGAUGAGAAUGAAGAUCUGAAGGUUUCUGAUUUUGGAUUGUCGGCGUUGCCGGAUCAACGACGAUCCGACGGGAUGCUUGUUACGCCGUGCGGGACUCCGGCGUACGUUGCGCCGGAGGUUUUGAAGAAGAUUGGAUAUGAUGGAUCGAAGGCGGAUAUUUGGUCCUGUGGUGUGAUUCUGUAUGCUUUGCUUUGUGGAUAUCUGCCUUUUCAAGGGGAGAAUGUGAUGAGGAUUUAUAGUAAAUCUUUUAAAGCGGAUUAUGCUUUGCCGGAGUGGAUUUCGCCGGGGGCGAAGAAAUUGAUUAAGAAUUUGCUGGUUGUUGAUCCGGAAAAGAGGUAUUCGAUUGUUGAUAUUAUGAAAGAUCCUUGGUUUCAGUUAGGGUUUAUGAGACCGAUUGCUUUUUCGAUGAAGCAAUCUGCUGUGGAUGAUAAUAUUGAUUUUAGUGGCGAUGAUGAAGGGAAUGGUGAUGCGAAUAAUGCUGAGGCUGUGGGUGGAAUUGGUGGUGGUGGUAAGAAACAUGCGAGGAGGCCGUCUUAUAACGCGUUUGAGAUAAUUUCGUCGUUGUCGCAUGGAUUUGAUUUGAGGAACUUGUUUGAGACUAGGAAGAGAUCGCCGUCGAUGUUUAUAUCGAAAUUGUCUGCUUCGGCGGUGGUUGGGAAGCUGGAGAGUUUCGCGAAGAAGGUGAAUUUGAAGGUGAUAGGGAAGAAGGAUUUUAUUGUGAGAAUGCAGGGGGUGACGGAGGGGAGGAAAGGGAAAUUGGGUAUGACUGUUGAGGUGUUUGAGGUUGCGCCGGAUGUGGCGGUGGUGGAGUUUUCUAAAUCAGCUGGAGAUACUUUGGAGUAUGUGAAGUUUUGUGAAGAUGAAGUUAGACCUUCUCUCAAAGACAUUGUGUGGAGUUGGCAGGGUGAUUCUCAUUCAUCCUGCUAAUUCUUCUCUGAAUCACAUCAGUAAUUUUUUUUAGGUGUUUUCAUUAGUGUAAUUCAAUUAGAUUUGUAUUACAAGAUUCAUAAAUGUUUGAUAUUUCAUUUGAGGUUUGUAAUUACCUUCCAAUAAUACAUACAUCAGUGUUGUUGCUUAA
This is a messenger RNA of Vicia villosa (hairy vetch), 1878 nucleotides long. RefSeq names its product CBL-interacting serine/threonine-protein kinase 5-like. The record is from RefSeq and is a predicted model, not a curated record. The coding region runs from base 360 to 1727 and encodes 455 amino acids. Gene Ontology annotation, molecular function: ATP binding; protein kinase activity. Gene Ontology annotation, biological process: protein phosphorylation; signal transduction. Lineage: Eukaryota; Viridiplantae; Streptophyta; Magnoliopsida; Fabales; Fabaceae. The transcript has a single exon.